UUGCUUUUAUUUUCUUGUGCGCAGUGGUGUGUGUGUGUAAUUGUAUAUUUACCUAUUUGCGACGACUCGGUUCGUUCCCUUCGUUGGCAGCCCAGGUUCCGUGACUGUCUCAUUGAGGAGCAACAAAUGUAUCCACAUUCGUGACCCGCAAUGGAUGUGAAACGCUGCCCGAGGUGUCCGUUCUCAUCCCCUCAAUUUACGAAGAUUGUAAGCCACAUAGGUUUAGCCCACAGCGCUGAACCUGGAUUCAGGAUUUUUUGUGGUAUUGGCGGCUGUGCAAACACAUACAAAAUUUUUUCCUCAUACCGUUCGCACCUCUACCGUCAGCACAAGGAUGUGCUAGAGGAGAGUGGAAGCAACUUUUCAGGCUCUCAUUCUGCGGCAACUGACAAUGUCAGCUGUUCGCUGUUCGAUCAGUUCUGCCCUGAGUACCCUUCUGAUGUGAACUGUGCGGAGGGAAUAAAUGGCGGGGAUCAGGCAAAGCAGCCGCCGCAGAAGAGCAGUGCAACGCAAAGCAACGGUCAACGUACCUUUGUAGAGCAAGCGAAGAGCACCUUGUGGAACUUUUUUUUUAGUGUGAUUGAUCAGCACAGCUUGCCACACACUGCUGUGGAAAAAUUAUUUUCAGAACUGCGCUUUGUUUUUGAGCAGUUGUUUGUCGCGUACGCGAAUGAAAUAUCAAAUGCCAUGUCAACAUCUCAGCCAACAUCUAUCCUGAAUGAUUUGCUGAAAUGUAAUUUUGUUGAACAAAUUUUCAGUGGCCUGCAAAGCAGGCGAAAGAGGGAUAAAUAUGCGGAGAUGAAUUUCCCUCUUGUUGCACCGAAGCAACAGAUCAUUGGCCAAAAUUCUAAAUAUCACUAUGUGCCACUGCCUAAGCUCCUUUCUGUUCUUUGCAAUGUACCAGACAUUGCUGCUCACCUAACAACGCCAGAGGCUGAGAACCACACACCUACGGUCUACAGAGAUUUUACAGAUGGCCAGCUGUACCGACAGCACCUUCGGUCUCUUGUCUCAUCAACAACAACACACACAAUUGUUCUUUUAUUUUACUCAGACGAAAUAGAGAUCGUCAAUCCGCUGGGUGCCAAGCGAGGCAAGCACAAGCUUCUGGCUGUUUACUGUACUCUUUUAAAUCUUCAUGUCAAAUACAGGUCGCAACUGCGUAAUAUCUAUCUGGUGAUGAUUGUACGGUACAUUGAUGUUAAUCAGUACGGCCUGAAAGCUAUUUUACAGCCACUAGUAGAUGAUCUUAAGCACCUGUAUGAGCAUGGCAUGAGCUUUAAUUUGGAUGGCAUGGAGCAGCGUGCUGAGGUGCUUGUUUUCGGCUUUUGCGGUGACAACCUAUCACUGAACCACUUGGGAGGUUUUUCAUGUUGUUUUAGCAGCGGUCGAGUGUGCAGAUUUUGCAUGGUGUCUUCAAAACAGCUUGCAGACAAAACUAGUGAUGAUGUGUGUCAAGCACGUACGGCAAACAGGCACCAGCUCCAUCUACAAGCACUUGCUGUAAGCAGCCUUUAUAACAAGCGUCUAUAUGGUGUGAACGAAGAGUCGCCACUUCUUGAACUGCCUUACUUUGACGUCACCCGCCAGCUGCCCCUCUUUGACUGUGAAAAGAUCUUUCAAGUUUGCCAGUCAUUAGGAAGAACUUUGGUGGCAUAAUAACAAAGAGUGGUGAAAGGUUUACUCUAAGAACUUCAGCAGGGAGGUUGGCCAGACGGUACUUCCUAGGGCAGUAGAAAUUUACAAAUGCAGUAGUGUGUUCUCCUUCAGAAAGAUUCACAAGCCUGGUACUCUUUCCAUGUCUUUUUUCCUUUGUGUAAGUCUAGAUGCGUAAGUGUAUGAUAUGUGUACUGUAAAGUAUUGUGAAGUGUAAAGUGCUUGUGUACUAUGUUUGAAGCACUGUUUUUGCCAUUACUUUUAUUACUUUUAUGUGAGAAAGACUAGCCCUUAAAGCACAAAUCUUGAUGUGUACCGUGAGGCCUGGGAUCUUCAUGAAAUAAAGUUUUUUAUGUAUUAUGUC
Molecule: messenger RNA, 2020 nt
Organism: Rhipicephalus microplus (southern cattle tick)
Lineage: Eukaryota; Metazoa; Arthropoda; Arachnida; Ixodida; Ixodidae
Source: RefSeq, a predicted model, not a curated record